This is a messenger RNA of Salarias fasciatus (jewelled blenny), 2185 nucleotides long. It is a transcript of the gene taf1b, whose product is annotated as TATA box binding protein (Tbp)-associated factor, RNA polymerase I, B. Gene Ontology annotation, molecular function: RNA polymerase I core promoter sequence-specific DNA binding. The coding region runs from base 262 to 2076 and encodes 604 amino acids. The record is from RefSeq and is a predicted model, not a curated record. Gene Ontology annotation, biological process: nucleolar large rRNA transcription by RNA polymerase I; RNA polymerase I preinitiation complex assembly. Lineage: Eukaryota; Metazoa; Chordata; Actinopteri; Blenniiformes; Blenniidae. Gene Ontology annotation, cellular component: RNA polymerase I core factor complex; RNA polymerase transcription factor SL1 complex. The transcript has 14 exons.
GUUUUCAUCGUUGCUUUGUUUGAUUUUUAUCUUUACAUUAUGCUAUAUUUGUAAUUGUAUCUGAUAAAGUCUGAAAAAGAGACAAUGAACCGCGGAGUUUGGUUCCCGGCGUGGCCGCAGGGGGGCAGCACCGCCCGGAGGACCGCUCAGCUCCGAUCCGUCUGCGGAAUCCCGUAGAAGAAGAAACCGCGCGUGCGACCGGGUCAGAAAGAGUGGAAGAAAAGUCUGUCUUUGUCCCCGAAACUGCGUUUUUCCCUCACAAUGGACGCCCAGGACACGGAGUCCUUCAGAGAGUCCUGUCCUCAGUGCUCUCAGGUCCACUGGGGGGUUUCAGGAGACGGACGCUUCUACUGCCGGUCCUGCUACACCGAGGUGGAGAGGAGCCGGGAGGUGGAGGAGGUGGUGAAGGACCAGAGCUCCGGCAGGGUGACCCGGAUCAACAAGGGACCCCGAACCAAGAGGGACGACGGGGGUCUGGCCUGGAGGGUGUGUGAGGCGUUCCAGUUCAUCCUGAAGAACCAGGCCGACGCUCUGCUGCAGCUGGGGGUCAGCCCAGGAUUCAAGGACCUGGUUCUGUGCAGGAUGUGGAGGAUUUACCUGCAGAGGAGUCGACAGGCCUACACCCUGAGCCCCGGGGCAGCCAGACAGGGGGGUCCCGUCUCGGACUCGGACAGUGCAGUGGACUCCUCGGUCUGGUCUGGAGGGUUCUCGGAAUCGAACCCUCGGAGCGACGCGGACUCUCAGCCAGAGAGCGGCUGUGAUUGGUCGGGCUCCGCGGACGCCGCCUCCUACCUGAAGACCCGGCGCAGCGGCGGCCGGAUGACCAUGAGGAGGACCCUGGCCCUGGUCCACCUGGCCCUGGUCUGGAGCCGCCAGGCGCUGACGCUCAGCGACCUGCUCAGGCUGGUGCAGGACGGACUGGUCCCCUACCUGAAGGCCUACGAGCUGCUGCCGGACCAGAUGAGGCUGCGGGGGCUGGACCUGCUGCUGUUCAGGGUGGAGAGCGUCCCCCCCUACGCGCCGGUCCACCAGGACGCCCAGGACCUGGUCCGGUUCUUGCAGCUUCCUGCUUUUCCUCCAAUCAGCACGGAGACGCCGCUGCACCCGGCGCCGCUCAGCCGCCGCCUGCUGCUGGACGCCAACCUGCCCGACCGGCUCCACCCCUGGGUCCUGCGGCUGACGGAGGCGGCCGGCCUGGCGGGUCCGGAGCCCCACACCCUGGACCCGGUCCUGGUCCCCCGGCCCGUCCUGCCGCGCUACGAGCUGCAGGCCGCCGCCCUGGUCCUGCUGGUCCUGAAGACGCUGUUCGGCCUGGACGACCGCACCGAGUGGGACUUGUCCAGCCGGGACCUGGGGGACUCGGGUGAGUCCCGGUCCAGACUCCAGACCGGCCCCGUCCCCCAGCCUGAGGCCGGGUCCUCUCCGUCCUCCACAGAGGACACGUUCCACCUGAGGCGCUGGUUCCGCCUGCUGCAGACGGCGCUGUCCCGCCGCCGGAGGGACGCCGCCCGGGACGCCGCCAGGACGCAGUGGAAGUCCAACAAGAUGGUCUUCAGGAGGAGGAGGGACAGACACUGGGCGGUGAAGAAGAGACGGACGGCGGAGCAGGUGCAGGCCUGCUUCGAGAGGCUGUCCUCGUGUCCGGCUGGUGUCCAAACCGUGGCUCCGUCCAGCUUCAGGUUCUGCUGGGGGGACGGGGACGGCGCCGACGGUCCCAGCAUGCACCACAUGAAGCUGGACCGGGUCCUGACCCUGAAGAACGGCGUCCCCGUCCCGUCCAACACCGUCUACUGGCACCCCGCCCUGAGGCCCUGCACCGACAGGCUGUGCCGGGCGGACCACUUCCUGCCGGAGCUGGAGGCGGAGCUUCCGCAGAGCUUCUCCUGGACGCUGCAGCUCUUCUCCGUCCUGCUGGGCGUCGAACCGGCAGCCGUCCUGCAGGAAGUCCUGUCGGUGGAGAGACGGCUGCUCAGCGGCAGGACGCCCGGGACCGGGACCGGGACCGGGACACUAAGACGGGGCCAGAGCUCCACCCGGGUCCAGAGCUCCACCGCUAAACCCCACGGGGGCUUCUAGAGGACUGCAGGUGCAGCAGGUGCAGCUGCUCUCUGAUUGGCUGAUGUUUCACAGGUGCAGCAGGUGCAGCUGCUCUCUGAUUGGCUGAUGUGUUUCAAUAAAGCUUGAA